CAUCCUUACCUUCGGCGUCAACACCGUACACAGCUCCAGGGCGACGCUCAACAUUUUGGAGCAGAAUUAAUCCAUCUCUUUUGGUAACAUAAUUUUCCUUGCAUAUCUACUCCAUAUGCAUAUGCCAUGCGCACCACCGAGCAGCCAUGGACCACAUCCCGCUGCAACCGUCUGCUCCGUCCCAUAUCCUCCCGAAUCGCGACUCUGAGGAAAGAGAUUGAACUCCAGCAGACUGCGGGUGAGCCGCGCAAGCCCCCGAGCAACGCCUUGUAUGCGGGCAAUAACACCGGUCAGCCGCGUCCGCGCAAACCACAAAGUUUCGACCCAGAGUGGGUGCCGGCAGGAAAGGUCCCCAGCAAGCGGACAUAUGGACGAGGAAGUAGAAGGACGAAUCCGCCGAGCGCACUCCCUACAGUGCAGGGAACCCAACCCGGCCAGAUCGCCGCGACCCCCUUCAUCGCUCGUUCGAGAAUUCCCCUCCUUGACAGUCCCGACCUACACAAUACUCCCCUGAGACGCAGAAGCAAAGGACCGCUGAUCGCCAAGGUGCAGAAGAUCAAAGACCUCAAAAAACAGGUGUCGCCCGACAUUGGGAAGCUCAUUGAAGGACUGUUGGACGCUUAUGCAAAGCUGCUGGAGGCAACAUGUCCGAGCGUACUGAAGAGCCGGACAGGCGCGAGGUCAUUGAUGAGCACAUGCCUGCAGAACAUGCCGCGAUAUAUUGCUUUGGAAGAACAUUUCGCUGAGCUGGACGCCGAGGAGGCCGAUGAGGUCAGGGGCCGGGACCUGACCGAUGAAAUAUAUACCCACUUGGAGCAGACGUUCGCCGUUGGAGAGGGCUGGACGCACUUUAAGGAGAUGGUACGCGCCCACGGGACAUCGCUGAUUUGCGACGCAAUCGAUGACGGUCUGCUGGGUCUGGACGUUCUUCACGCUGUUGUGGAGCUCUGCAUGAAGGCUUCGGCAUGGCAGGAGGCAGAGAGGUUUCUAUGGACGUAUCUUCCCCUGCUCAAACCACUGCCAACUCCUUCUACUUUGGACGCUGAUCUCUUUGGUGAUACGUCGGUGUACAUGCAUCUGGUGAUGGCGUUGGUGAAGAGUACGGGCCGGAAUGGAUUCUUGUUUGAUCUUCUGGAACACCUCAUCUUCUACGACCUCCUGCCUUUGGAAUGGCUGGCGUCUGGCCGGAUGAAGCAAGUAGUAUGGUGGCGACUGGAGCGGACAUUGUCGAACGGAGACGAAAGGACUUUUGGACAUGCGGUUCGUUUUCUGCAAACUGCGAUACUGGCAACAAUGGGUUUAUCAGACGACACUAUGACCCAUGAGGACGUUGGAUCCCUGCUGAAGCCGUCGGUGCGGCAGACUUUGCGCGAUGCGCUGGAUAACACGAUCUCGAACAUGCUCACGCUCCUGGCUAGUUCCGCUCUCGCUUGCAGGAAUGACGAUGAACAAGACAGCACAAGCCGGCGCCUCACCUGGGUGCUGGACUACAUCGUCACCGGCCUGUUGGCACGGGAUGAAUUCCGAGCCAACCUGGAACUGCUCGAUGCGACUGACCAGGACAUGCAGACGUUUGCGCUGCGGGCUCUGUGGACCGUCAGUGCUUCGCUGAUGGUACAUCUCGGGGGCUGCUCCCUUGGUCCUGGUUUACAUUAUUUAGAAAGCGCAACCUUGCUGCAUUCAUUCCGUUGGAUCAUUCAUCAAUACUCCUGCUCCGACAUAGACGUCCACUCCCUCCUCACAACGCUGCCACCAUUCAUCUCAUCCAUCGCACGCUUCGCAGGCAAGGUGCGCAAAACCGACGGGUUCGACCAUCUACAUGAUUUAAUCACCGCCCUGCUCUCCCACUCCUCAAUCCGACUCCCGCACAAGCUGUGGAAUGUGCAACGCUUGGCGCUGGAAACCUGUCAGGAGUUUGCGCAGAGCUCGAAUGAUAGCGCACAUUUUGCAUACGCGCGGCAGGUGGAGGGGUUGAUGAGUAAGAUGGGGAAAGUUAUGCUGGUGCAGUCGCCGGGGAAGAAUGACAGCCCUGAGGCGAGGAGGGGGUGGAGACUGGAAGAAGGGAUUGGGGAGUGGGUUGCUUGCACGCCUUUCGCUAAGAAGGAUGAUAGAUCUGGCAGAAGACAAUGUCGAGGAGCUAGGGAUGGGCGAACGCAUCUGCCGUCGCCUGCGUCUUCGGUUUCUACCCAGAGCGGUGAGGGCGUGGAUGAGGAUGCUCGAAUGCGUGGACGGACGGCGAAAAGGUUUACUACUACAAACAGCAAGCGCCCACGCGCCUCGUCACCGACGGUCGUGAUCCCGUAUAAGAAGGUAUGUCUGACGCCGGAUAGUGCUGCUUCUUCGUCCUCGCGUCACGACCCCCUUAUCUCGUAUUCCGGUACGUCUGAGCAGCACUCACCUGUGUCCGGCAAUGACAAGGGGCUUCGUCGGUCAGGACGAACCAAGACUCAGAGGAAGGAAGGGGAGUCGAGAUCCUCGCAUCAUUCCCUGCGGAAAGUGGCACCGAAAAACUACGCUGAGGCAGGGGAGGAAGAGGACCAUGAUGGCGGAGAAGUCGGGCCUCAAUCUGGAUCUGAGUCUAAUGUCCAGCAUGCCGGCGCCGCCACCGACGCAGAGGAGAGCGAUAACGAUGAGUUGGGCAAGACUCCCGCCCGCCUGCAACGAAGUACCGGCACGGCGGCGAAACGCGGGCCUACGAGGAGAGCCGGUACGACGCAGCUGCCAUGUGUGAAGAAGGGAACUGAGACGCGGAGACGGAGAUCCACGAGGUUGAGAACUUGGUCGCUGCUGGUUGCUAAAAAGCACUUUGAGGAGAGUGAGAGCGAGGAUGAGUUAAGAUUUUGCUAAGGGCGGUCGCGGGGGCAUGGCUUGCUUGGUAGGCUGGUGGAGUACGGUGUCUUUGGUAUACCCACGUGUGAAUAAGUUGCAUGUUAGUGUAUUCUUCUGGUAUGGUAUUUGUUGGGUGGGUGUACUUGGAUAUC
Molecule: messenger RNA, 2981 nt
Organism: Westerdykella ornata
Lineage: Eukaryota; Fungi; Ascomycota; Dothideomycetes; Pleosporales; Sporormiaceae
Exons: 1
Coding region: 127-2847 (906 amino acids)
Source: RefSeq, a predicted model, not a curated record